AUGUCCGAGCCCGAGCUCUGUGUUAGUAGCUCCAGUGCCUGCAUCUCGUCGCCGUCCGCGUCGGCCAGCGCCGCGUCGGCCACCGCUCGAGUAGCUGACGGAAUCGACGACGCUAGACGGUCCACGGCUUCGGCCCAUUCUGCAGUCAUGCCGGCCGGCGGCCACGGCUCGGGCGCAAUGGGCGUGGGCGCAGAGGCUCCCGUGGUCGCAGCAGCUCCCGUGGCUGAAGCGACUUCUGUGGCCGCAGCAGCUUCCAUGCGCAGACCCGGGCGACGCCGCGCCACGGGGGCACAGGCGGUGGACGGGCGGCACUGUGAGCGGGCAGUGAAGGCGGAGGCGCGGGUGAGGGGUGCCGCUGGGGCGGAGAAGGCAGGAGUGUUCAUUACUGCGAGAAUGCUGAGGCUCCAGGCGGGAUGCGAUGAGGAGAAGAAGACGCUGAGGAGGGACAGAAAAUUGAAGGACGCUGAGGGGUUCGUGCCUAUUGCACAGAGGCUUAAGUGCUGGAGACGAAGAGGAGUGCUUUCGCCUUGGGUUUUGUUAAGAAACCGAUGGCGAGGAGCACAUAGGGCGUUUGUCCAGUGA
Messenger RNA from Chondrus crispus (carragheen), 582 nucleotides. RefSeq lists its product as hypothetical. The coding region runs from base 1 to 582 and encodes 193 amino acids. Lineage: Eukaryota; Rhodophyta; Florideophyceae; Gigartinales; Gigartinaceae. The transcript has a single exon. The record is from RefSeq and is a predicted model, not a curated record.